CUCACCGCCUCACAAGAUCGAAUCACAAAAAUCGCGGGCGGAACGCACGACUCCUCUCGCUUCGUCUCCUGCGACGCGGCUUCGCUUCUGAAUUCUCAUUUCUCAAUUCGCGCGCCCUUCAACUCGGACGGUUAGAUUAGUUGCUUGCUGCUGUGGUGGUGCUGGUGAAUAUCGGUCGGUGGGUGCGAUCUAUGGGGAACCACAAGAAGUUGCUGCAGUUUCUGCGGCCGGACCUGGAGGUGGCGGCGUCCAGGUCAUCGGACGACGACGACGGCUACGGCUACGCAUACUCGCCGCCGACCACGCCAAGCACCAGCGCCAGCGCGGUCACCUCGGCGGCGGCGUCGCCGUGGACGCUGCUCCCGGGGCUCGUCGCCGGCGGCGGCCCCGGCGGCGAGGAGGAGAAGACGGGGCUCCUGGGCUCGCUCGUCAAGGAGGACGGGCACGUGUACUCGCUGGCCGCGGCGGGGGAUCUGCUCUACACGGGCACGGACUCCAAGAACGUGCGGGUGUGGCGGGACCAGCGGGAGCUCGGCGGGUUCCGGUCGGGGAGCGGGCUCGUGAAGGCCAUCGUGGUCGCCGGGGACGGGAGGAUCUACACGGGACACCAGGACGGGAAGGUGCGGGUGUGGCGCGCGUCCGAGGAGGACACCGCCGUGCACCGGCGGGUCGGGUCGCUCCCGCGGCUCAGGGACGUGGUGACGAGCUCGCUGUGGCCGUCGCACUACGUCGAGACGCGCCGGAAGCACAACGCCCUGUGGCUGCGGCACUUCGACGCCGUGUCGUGCCUGAGCCUGGACGCCGCGGCGGGGCUCAUCUACUCGGGGUCGUGGGACAAGACGUUCAAGGUGUGGCGGGUGUCGGACUCGCGGUGCCUCGAGUCUGUGCGCGCCCACGACGACGCUGUGAACACGGUGGCGGCCGCAGGGUUCGACGCGAUGGUGUUCACGGGAUCCGCGGACGGGACGGUCAAGGUGUGGCGGCGGGAGGCCGGCGGGAAGAAGUGCACGAGACACGCCAUGGAGCGGGUGCUGCGGAAGGGCGAGAGCGCGGUCACCGCCAUCGCCGUGGCGGCCGAGGCGCGCGUGGUGUACGUCGCCUCGUCGGACGGCGCCGUCAGCCACUGGCAGUGGCGGCGCGGCUCGGGCUCUCCGAGAAACGGCGGCGCGCUGCGAGGCCACAAGAUGGCCGUGCUCUGCCUCGCGGUGGCCGGUCGCGUCGUCGUGAGCGGCUCGGCGGACCGCACGGUCUCCGUGUGGCGCCGCGAGGAAGGCGCCGACCACGCGCGCCUCGCCGUACUCACGAGCCACACGGGCCCCGUCAAGUGCGUAGCCAUGGACGAGGAGGACGACGCGGGGAGGGGCUGCCGCCGGUGGGUGGUGUACAGCGGCAGCCUCGACGGGUCCGUCAAGGUGUGGCGCGUGUCGGACAGCUCGCCCGACCUGACACCCGCGCGGACGCCGGCGCACGUGUGGAAGGGCGCGCCGUCGCCGCCGUACGCGGCGCCGGAGCCGAAGCGCAUGGCAGCGGCGUGAACGAAAAACGCCGCGCGCGCGCGCGCACGUGCGAGAGAGUAGAAUAGCGUAGGUUGUACACGUCGACGAUGUGCGUAGCAAAUGGAUAUUUUAUACGCCGUAUAUGUGCGUAUGGCGUAGGGUAUUUAUUUUGUUUGUUGUGCUUCUUGCUUGGCCGCUCAAAUAGACGGCUGGAUGUGGACUUGUGGCUGAAAUAGACGAUUGGGAACUUCCAACCACGCACGAAAAUGAAACUAUUAGAUGGAGAAAAUUGGGGAGAUUUUAGUUGGGAGAUGUGAACUUUUUGUGGUUUUGGACUUUUGGUUCGUGUUUGCUUUGUAAGAAAAGUUGUACAGAUUGUUUUUGCUUGUGAGCAAAGUAAAGAAGGAAAAAAUGGUGAAGGUUUGAUCUCA
This is a messenger RNA of Phragmites australis (common reed), 1927 nucleotides long. RefSeq names its product protein JINGUBANG-like. NCBI's taxonomy places the organism in Eukaryota, Viridiplantae, Streptophyta, Magnoliopsida, Poales, Poaceae. The record is from RefSeq and is a predicted model, not a curated record. Gene Ontology annotation, molecular function: protein binding. The transcript has a single exon. Bases 192 to 1535 code for a protein of 447 amino acids.